Prorocentrum cordatum is the source of this 336-nucleotide messenger RNA. The record is from the annotation of a GenBank genome assembly. NCBI's taxonomy places the organism in Eukaryota, Dinophyceae, Prorocentrales, Prorocentraceae.
AUGACCCUCGCCGCGCCGGCGGCCCUCCCAGCCGCAGUUUUCCCCGCCGCGGCGCGAGGAGGGCAGGCCGUCACCGAACUCGUCGAGGGCGUCGGCGGGGCGGCCAACCAGGUCUUGGCGUCGGGCCCGAUCGUCAUUGGCUCAACGGCCCUCUUCGUGGGUGCCAUCACUGACGACACACUGACGCUGGGCCGGACGGCAUGGAAGGGCCACGACCUCCUGAAUGUCACCGUUGUGACCCGCUCGGGCAGGCUCUCCCUCGACGCCCAGGAGGACAUCCCCGCCCUGCUGAGUAGCGAGGCGGGGUCCCAGAUCCUCCAGCUACAGUUUGAAUAA